Messenger RNA from Triticum dicoccoides, 797 nucleotides. RefSeq lists its product as uncharacterized. The record is from RefSeq and is a predicted model, not a curated record. The transcript has a single exon. Lineage: Eukaryota; Viridiplantae; Streptophyta; Magnoliopsida; Poales; Poaceae. Bases 217 to 606 code for a protein of 129 amino acids.
GCUGCCUGCAGCUAGCGCCGCCGCCGCCGCUCGCCAGCCGCCACGUCUAGCCUAUAAAUCCUCCGUCUCGCUGUAUCUUUCCUCAGAUCACAAACCGUUGCCGAAACUACUCGUCCUUAGGCGCACGCGCUUGAACUUCUUCUUUCUUCUAGCUUCUUGCUUGAACAAAGAGACCGAGAGCAGAGCCAACCAGCAGGCAAGAACCUGUCCGAGCCCAUGGCUGUGCAAGUGGCUUCGCCGGCGAUGGCGGCGGAGAAGACUUUGGCGACGACGGCGUGGUCGUACCCGUACGUGGAGUACAUGGCGCAGUGGGAGCGGCAGGUGGAGCGGCGGCAGCUGUUCCUCCGGAGCUACCACUUCUCCCGCGACGCCGAGGUCUCGCCGCGCGCGCGCACGCGCCGCGUCGUCUGGGCCGGGGCUCGUCGCCUGCGCCGCGCCGCCGCCAAGGGGCUCCGACGCCUCCGGGCGCGCAUCCGCCUCUACUUCGGCUGGGCCGCGCCCGCGCUCCGCCGCCGCUCCUCCCCACGCCGGGGCGCCGUCCACGGGUUCCGGUACGGCCGCCUCCCCCGGAAGGCGCCGCCGGCCGCGUCCGUCUGCUUCUGGUAGCCAUGUCGCGAGCGGCGGCGUGGAGAGCUAGGAUAGAAUCGUAGAAAGAAAGCCAAGACGGCAGCACACUUGUUGGCUUCUACUGUAUGUAUGUCCCAAUUUGGGACGCUGUGAACAUCACUGACAGUCUAGCAUUUUUGUUUCUUUGGCGCCGGAGCAGAGCCUGGAGUUACAGCUAGUUCAGUAUACAG